Messenger RNA from Ostertagia ostertagi, 423 nucleotides. NCBI's taxonomy places the organism in Eukaryota, Metazoa, Nematoda, Chromadorea, Rhabditida, Trichostrongylidae. The record is from the annotation of a GenBank genome assembly.
AUGGGGGAUGAGAAGUUCACUACUGCAAAAGAACGCCAGCUGUAUUCACUAGAGAUCGGUGUCUCUACUGAAGGCCGAAUCUCGUGCUUACGAAAGAAGCUCCCAGGGGUCGAUUUACCGGUGAAAAAGCUUGAGGAUCUCAGUCGAGCCCGUAUGAAAUGUGCUCGACAUCUUCGAAAAAUGGAUUUCAAGAAAGAGGAGUAUAUCAACUUGUGGAAACUGUGCAAUAUCUACUCAGCGACGGCUGUUGACGUCGAUGAUGCAAUGCGAGAGAUUCGAAAUGCUCUGCGAAAGCGGCUGAAGACGAAAGAGUCAUCGCGGGACGUGUCAGCUUUUCGGCGCCUCAUCGACGAGUAUCGUCCAACGAAGAAAACCGUCGCUAAUGAACAUCAACAGGAGAUCUACGACAAGCCCACCAACAAG